Molecule: messenger RNA, 2576 nt
Organism: Salvelinus sp. IW2-2015
Lineage: Eukaryota; Metazoa; Chordata; Actinopteri; Salmoniformes; Salmonidae
Product: phosphatidylcholine-sterol acyltransferase
Biological process (GO): lipid metabolic process
Molecular function (GO): phosphatidylcholine-sterol O-acyltransferase activity
Source: RefSeq, a predicted model, not a curated record
AUUAACUCAAUAAAAACAUUUUACAAACGGACAUGUGACACGUAUUAAUGCUAAAAUAACUUGCAAGACAGAAAAUAGAAUUUUAAUGUCUGCCCCACCUGCCCUGAACGUGGCCGCUGGUUGCUUUGUAGCUAUGCAUGAGCUAGUACUCCAUUGUUUCCACUAGCUUCUAAAMCCACUAAGUCAGAAUUGGCUGCACAAUUAGCUUUUUGGUCUUAAUUUAGGGUUAGGCAUAAGGUUAGCAGUGUGGUUAAGGUUAGGUGUAAAAUCCAAUUUUAAGAAGAUAKAUUGUAGAAAUGGGCAGAGUUUAUGACUGUGGCUAUAGAAGCUAAGAGCCUUCUACAUUGCUAGCUAGCACACUAAAGUUAACACACAAUCACAUCAAGCAGCMGAAAUUACAGCAAACUAUGUGCAUUUUCGUUUGUUUCACCUUUGUUUCUUUCUAUUGUCAUUUCUUUGAAAUUAUCCAUUAUAAUGAUCCUGAUAAAUUAAUUAACAUGGCUCAGAAGCUGUCAGUCUUGUCACAUUUAUUCUCUAUGCAUGACAUUGUGGAGUUCGCAAAAAAAACUGCACAGGUCAGAGGCAAACAAGGUUUAGACAAACCCCAACUAUUUAAACCAAAUGCUAGCCUAGUAGCAUGGGGAAAUAUUGUUUAGAUACRUUUUUCCAGGGGAGAAGUAAGUUUCUGAAUUGGCUGUGAGACAGUGGAUGCGCAUUGUGAAUUCAAAUGGAACUGUUAAUAGGGAUGGUGGUGAAUAACUAAAUCCUCACUAUUAACCAAUCAGCAUCCAGGAACCAAACAACCCGUUUUAUAAUAGGCCAGGGGUGUAUUCAUUCCGCCGAUUCUGUUGCAAAACGCUUCUUAAAGGAAGCAAACGGAGCGAAUCAGGGAGGGACAUACCUGAAUUUGUCCAAUAGAAACCCUCGUUUUAGUUGCAACUGUUAGCCAGAAUGAAUACAGCCCAGCUCUCGUCCUCCUGACCUAGUGAGAGACAACUCUGUAAACUUUGACACGAUUAAGAUUUGGGCAAGAUUUUGACAGAAUGGGACACGCGCACGGCUGUACUGUGCUCCUUAUAGUAUUCCUUGCGCUACAGCAAGCUGCUGGAUUUUGGCUCUUCGAUGUCUUUCCAUCAAGUUUCAAAACUCAAAACAAAGUGCCAAACAAUAGCACUCCGCCGGUUCUUAUAGUGCCUGGGACUGCAGGAAACCAGCUUGAAGCCAAGAUUGACAAGCCAAGCCGUGUGCAUUGGAUGUGCUACAAAAAGACAGAUUACUUUUUCACACUUUGGAUUGACUUGAAUAUGUUCAUGCCAAUUGGAAUUAACUGUUGGAUUGAUAAUAUAAGAAUUGUAUACAAUAGGACAACUCGCAAGUCAUCCAAUUCUGCAGGGGUGUCUGUGAGAGUGCCUGGUUUUGGACAGACAUAUACUGUUGAGUUCUUGGACAACAACAAGCUGUCAGGUUAUUUUAAUAAUAUGGUUACACAUUUGGUCAACAUGGGAUAUGUCCGCAAUGAGGCUGUCCGAGCAGCACCAUAUGACUUCAGAGUAGCUCCGAAUGAGCAGGAGGAAUACUUUGCACGACUGAAGAAGCUGAUUGAGGAUAUGUACGAGCGAGAUCAACAACCACUUUACAUCCUGGGCCAUAGCAUGGGAAGCAAUUAUGUCCUCUACUUCUUAUAUCAGCAGACCCAGGCUUGGAAAGAGGAAUACAUCAAAGGCUUCAUUUCACUUGGAGCACCCUGGGGUGGGGCUGUCAAGACCCUUCGAGUACUAGCAUCAGGUGAAAAUCUUGGCAUCCCACUGGUGUCCAACAUCAAGAUCCGGGAGCAGCAGCGGAUGACCACCACAAACCCCUGGAUGCUUCCAUUUGAAGAGGCCUGGCCUGCAGACCACYUCUUCAUCUCCACGCCAUCAUUCAACUAUACCCGACAGGACUACCAGCGCUUCUUUAAAGACAUUGACUUUGAAGAUGGCUGGUUCAUGUGGGAAGACACCAGAAACUUGACAGCUGGUCUGCCCCCUCCUGGUGUUGAGAUGUACUGCUUCUAUGGUGUGGGGCUGCUCACACCGGUUACCUAUAUUUAUGACGACCAGUUCCCAAAUGCAGACCCCAUAGACUAUGUGUAUGCUGAUGGGGAUGAUACAGUGGACAGUCUUAGCCURGGUCUUUGUAAACGCUGGAGAGGGAAGCAAGCACAGCCUGUCCAUGUCAAGGAAUUCAGGUCUAUGCCCCACAUGGAAAUAGUAUUAAAUAGGAAGGUGAUCAAUGUGGUCCAGAGUAUUCUGGAGGGAAGAUAUCGUGAAGAGGAUUCUACAUUGAUGAACUGAUGAACGUCCCAUUGAUUCCACACUCAUGCAAGAUCAGGCCCAGCUGGACCAGCCUCCCAAAUCUAUACUGUAAGCUUUUGGGGAGAAGAUUAUUCACCCUCCCAAUAUACAUACUAUUACUGAUGCCAGUAGGCUAGCUACGGAGGUGGACUUAUACACAAUGUACAAACCAUUAGGAACACCUGCUCUUUCCAUGACAGACUGACCAGGUGAAUCCAGGUGAACACUAUGAUCUCUUAUUGA